AUGUCCAGCCAAUUCGACCCCAACCUCUACAUCGGUUGUAAAGCCUAUAAUGGCAUAGACACGAGUUAUGGUUAUGUUCCUACGAAAGCCGCCGGUGUUGCAUUUUGCGUGCUCUUUGGAUUGUCAAUGCUCGCUCACAUUGUCCAAUUUGUUUGGACCCGGACGUGGUGGUGUAGUGUAUUUGCAGUAGGAUGCUUUGUUGAACUAUUAGGAUGGGCUGGGCGUAUGUGGAGUGCAGAAUGCCCAUAUAACUCUACCGCCUUCAUGAUUCAGAUAUCAACUCUCAUCAUUGCCCCUGUCUUUUUCACUGCCGGUAUAUACGUACUACUCGGUCGCUACAUUCAAAUUUUUGGCAAGGAGACCUCCUUCCUCACACCGAAGCUCUACCUCUGGAUUUUCUGUACUUGCGACCUCAUUUCGCUCGUCAUCCAGGCCGCGGGUGGCGGAAUAGCUAGCUCUCAAUCCAACGAUCCCCACGGAAACCCCGAUCCAGGCACUCACACCAUGGUCGCCGGUAUCGUCUUCCAGCUGGUCUCGAUCUCAGUCUUUGUGUACUGCACCAUCGACUUCUUUCUACGCAUCAAGCGCCUCGGACAACUUCAGUUGUUCACUCAUGGUCCCCUAGCGGCACUUACGGGUGCGAUGGCGCUGUCCGUCGUUUGCAUUUACAUUCGAAGUAUCUAUCGUACCGUUGAGUUGGCUCAAGGCUGGACUGGAUACUUGAUUACACAUGAGUCUUAUUUCAUUGGUCUUGAUGGUGUUAUGAUGGUGAUUGCAGUUGGCGUAUUCAAUUUGUGCCACCCAGGGUGGCUUUUGCCUUCGAAGAGUGAGGUUGGUCUGCCUCAGUACCGCAAGACUUCCACCAACUCGGACGUUGAGAUGAUACGUCCGCAAGUUUAA
This is a messenger RNA of Penicillium daleae, 900 nucleotides long. Its product is annotated as RTA1 domain-containing protein. Lineage: Eukaryota; Fungi; Ascomycota; Eurotiomycetes; Eurotiales; Aspergillaceae. Gene Ontology annotation, cellular component: fungal-type vacuole; plasma membrane. The record is from RefSeq and is a predicted model, not a curated record. The coding region runs from base 1 to 900 and encodes 299 amino acids. The transcript has 3 exons.